Messenger RNA from Rotaria sp. Silwood2, 387 nucleotides. The record is from the annotation of a GenBank genome assembly. Lineage: Eukaryota; Metazoa; Rotifera; Eurotatoria; Philodinida; Philodinidae.
AUGGGACAAAAGAAGAGUAAACAGGAAAAAGAAUUAACUCGUUUGUCUGAUGAAGCAAUUCAACGAUUAACAAAAAAUACAACAUAUACAAAACAACAAAUUCACGAUUGGCAUAAAGGAUUUCUUCAUGAUUGUCCUAAUGGCAAACUAGAUAAAAGGAACUUCUUAGAAGUGUACAAAAAAUUUUAUCCUGAAGGUAAAGCUGAAAAUUUUUGUUCACAAGUUUUUAAAGCAUUUGAUUCGGAUAAUAAUGGUUAUAUUGAUUUUGUUGAAUUUCUGCUUGCUGUGAAUAUAACAUCUCAUGGUGAUAUUAAAGAAAAACUUCGAUUAGUUUUUGAUAUGUAUGAUAUGAAUAAAAAUGGAAAGACUAUGGCAUUACAAGCAUGA